Coniophora puteana RWD-64-598 SS2 is the source of this 1173-nucleotide messenger RNA. RefSeq lists its product as uncharacterized. NCBI's taxonomy places the organism in Eukaryota, Fungi, Basidiomycota, Agaricomycetes, Boletales, Coniophoraceae. The transcript has a single exon. The record is from RefSeq and is a predicted model, not a curated record. The coding region runs from base 58 to 1173 and encodes 371 amino acids.
GUCACCGGUGAGUUCUUAUGACAAUGAUAUCGCGACCUUCUGACACAGACGUGCAGUAUGCAUACCCUGCUCCAGCCCAUCUCCACCAUCCUCCGACGCCUGCUCGACGUCCCAGCCACGCUCCUUGAUCCAUCCUACUCCUUCAUAUACGAACACAUCCUCGACGAGACCUUCCCCGAAACCAUGAUGAACGUCAAGGUAGCCUAUGCACGCUCCCGUAUGGCCGCCUCGGCCAGCCAUGACCGGGCCCUCACCCGGCGGAUGCAGCACUGCCCAAAGCGCGCCUCGCUCGUCGAGCGAAUCAGGGCCGAGCUUCAACUUGUCCCAAGGCUCGUUGAACGUUACGCUGCAGCGGCCAGCGGACCCGGACCUGGUCCGAAGCGCGAGUUUGAGGACAUCGGCGCGGAUGCAUCCGCGAUCGAGUCGACGCCCACGAAGCCUUGUGCGAAGGGGAGGAGGCAUGUGCGUGGACAGCAGCCGUUCAUCGAGCCGGCGACGUUCGAGGAGCUGCACGAGCCUUUCGCGUGCAGCCUGCCAGCGAUCUUAGCUAUGCCGGUGAUUCCUGCGAAUCCGAACGUGGAUGCAGUAUGCAUAGUGGCUUCGAAGCACGGUGAGCUGCCUGAAAAGGUCUCCGAGCAGACUGAGGAUACGACGUCGGCCGACCUGGGACGCUUCGAAGACGCUCCCGAGGACGUCGAGGUUGCACAUCUCUGCAUCAGCGAUCUCGAAGGAGACGACGGCAACCCGUUCGACGUGCAAGCAGACGACAUCGGAGACAGCCGCGUUCUCGUGGCCUCCGAGAGCCUCUUGACCCCUCUUGACCCCGCCGUUGUCGCCAUCGAUGAGGCUAUGCGUUGUCUGUCCCUCAACGACACGAAGGCGGCACCAGGCAAGACCAAAGUGAAGUCGCGUGCGAUCCGGCCGCGGACCGAGUUCGACUUGUUUUUCGACUCGCCCAGCGCCUCGAGUUCUGCACGUUCCUCCCCUGUGCCUGUUGAUAGCAGGCUCGAGCUCUCGACUGAGUGGGUUGGAAAGGCUAGACCGCGCCUCCGCCGGUGCCAGCUGGUGUCGAUGGGAUCGCCUUCGCCCCGUGACGGACGGUUGCCGGUGGCGAUCGGAGCGAGAGGCGAAAGCAAGAUGCGAGAAUCGGUGGGCUUGACAUUCAGAUUGUGA